Messenger RNA from Exophiala xenobiotica, 2229 nucleotides. RefSeq lists its product as uncharacterized. The record is from RefSeq and is a predicted model, not a curated record. Bases 258 to 2030 code for a protein of 590 amino acids. NCBI's taxonomy places the organism in Eukaryota, Fungi, Ascomycota, Eurotiomycetes, Chaetothyriales, Herpotrichiellaceae. The transcript is spliced from 2 exons.
UUUCGCAUUCUCGCCUGAAAUGUCCGGUUACUUUGGUCAACAUUACGAAGCAGCCCUGGUACGCAAGCUUGCUCCCAGUAUUCCAAAUGCAGGGUAGGAUAUGAAGUGACGAGGCUGCUAUCCGCUAAGGCUCUCAGGAGAAAGAAGAAGGCCAGGCUGAUAUUGGAGCCGAGGUUCAACUCCAGUCUGACUCCCACCUCUUUGAUCUGUUCAGUCCCCUUCUCGUCCCUGCGUCGGACACAAUAGACCCGGCCAACAUGUCCUCUCAACCGCAGGAAGCGCCCUGGCAACCCAUCGCUCGCCGCAAACAAUCCGAGCGCGCCGCCCGCAUUCCCUCGCACUGGCAGAUCCCUUCACACCUCCUCCCGCACGACCCUCCCAGCCCAUCUCACGGCGCCCAGAACGUCCUCCACAUCCCAGCCCAAUGCCUCUCGACGUCCGAGAUCCGCAUCACAGAAUCCUACACGGUCCCCUCCCUCUUGCAGGCCAUUUUGGGCGGCAUCCUUUCCGCCGAAGAAGUAGCCACGGCCUUCUCGCACCGCGCCGCGAUAGCACACCAGCUCACCAACUGCCUGACCGAGCCACUCUUUGACUCGGCGAUCACGCGCGCGCGAUACCUGGACUCGUACCUGGCACGCCACAAGCGACCCAUCGGCCCUCUACACGGCCUCCCCGUCUCGGUCAAGGAUACCUUCAACAUCGCCGGCGUCGACAGCUCCAUCGGCCUAGCGUUUCUUUGCCACAAGCCCGCGCCGUCCAACGCGCCCCUGGUCGACCUCCUGCUGAGCCUCGGGUGCGUGAUCAUCGCGAAGACGAACGUCCCACAAACCCUGGCGUCCUUGGACUCGGUGAACAACAUCUUCGGCCGGACCAUGAACCCGAUCAACCGGCUCUGCACGGCCGGCGGGUCCUCGGGCGGCGAGGGCGUGCUCGUCGCCAUGCGCGGGUCUAUGAUCGGCAUCGGCACCGACAUCGGCGGGAGCAUCAGGGUCCCCGCCAUGUGCAACGGCGUGUACGGCUUCAAACCCUCCAACGGGCGCAUCCCGUACGGUGGGCAGGCGCUCACGGGGAUCGAAGGCAUGAGUCGCACGAGCGUCCAGGCUGUUGCGGGACCGAUCGCCCGGAGUGUCACGGACAUCGAUGUCUUCAUGCGCGAAGUCGUCCCCCGCGCCGCCCUGUGGGGUGAGGACUGUAUGCCGCUCUCCUGGUCCGGGUCCUGGUCCGAGUCCCGGUCGGGGCCAUCCAGACCGUAUGGCAGCGGGAGAAACGGUGAGUUGGUCGUCGGCGUGCUGCGCAGCGAUGGGAAUUGCGCCAUCCUACCGCCUAUGGAGAAUGUCCUGGACGAAGUGUCUGCAGGGCUGGCUGCGACGGACAACGUCAAGGUUGUAGACCUACAAUGUCCCAGGGCCUGGACCAAGUGUCAGUCCGUCAUGAGUAAGUUGAUGGGCGUGGAUGGAGGCGUCACCAUGGCCGACAUGAUUGAGAAAAUGGGCGAGCCGCUCGUCCCGUGGAUGAGCACGCGGUUUAGAAAGGGCAAGCCUCAGCCCCUCACACGGGUCGCGGAGCUGCAGGCCCAGCGCGCGCAGUUGGAGCGUGAAAUGUUGAAGAUUUGGGUCGAGGAUGACGAGGAGGGCCGCCGGACACAGAAACUGGACGCCAUUGUCUGUCCCGUCGCGCCACAUCCGGUGCCCCCGAUCGAAGGGUACAACGCCGUCGGCAUGACGAGUAGUUGGGUGUUGCUGGAUUAUCCGGCGGGUACGGUCCCCGUGAGAGAGUGCACGGAGAGCGAUCUGCAGCUCGGCAGGCCGCAGAAGAGUAGCACUGCGGGAAAGGCGUCGUUGGGAAGUUGGGACGAGAGGAAUCGCGAGUUGUGGGACGAAAAGAAAAUCGACCGGCGCGUGUAUCUGGGCACCCCGCUGAGUGUGCAGGUCGUCGUGCCUAGGCUGCAGGACGAGAAGCUGGUCCAGGUCAUGGGCUGGGUUGACAAGGCUUGUAAAAAUGGAACCGGGAAAGUGAAGGCCAAGCUGUGAGCAUGGACAUGGUAUUAUAUAUUCAUCACUCCCUAUGAGGGACUGGGUCAUUUACUCAAACGGCAUUGCAAUGAAAACAGUGCUCGCUUGGAAUGCCCCAUACUUAUGUCAUCGCUCUGCACUGACAGUCUUCCCCAAGUUCCCGUUGCUAACCAAUGAUGCAUUACUUCACAGUUUGGACGCCUGAGUUGGUGGAAGG